AUGUCAGGCAUGAUCCAACUGCUCACCUCACCUACGCCACAUCUAGUCGAAACCAGCGGAAUACCGUCGCCAGAGGAGGAAGAACGCAUUCGAGAAGCUAUCCGUGUAGCAGAAGAUGAGCUGGAGAAAGUCAGGCGGAAAGGUGUCUGGUAUGCCGUCGAGCUAAUGUCACAAUCAGGGUCUGCAGAUGCGGAACGCGCGCAAUAUUUGCUGGAUGACCGGACCCAAAUAUUCGACGAUGAAAACGAAAACGCAGAAUCUGACAUUUCCUUCCUGUACAUGUUGGGCGAGACUGUGCCCGGGAUGUUUAUCGCGUUUAUAGACCAACACAAAGGUCUCGUGUCUCCCAUCCGCCGCUUCCCACCCGAGCUCCUCGUCGAGAUAUUCUCCUGGGUCGUGCAGGAGUCUCCUUUCCCUACCAGGCAUUCAGCUGCCUACCCGUACGAGCUGGCGUUCUGCAACAGUUUCCGAGCUCUUGCUUUCACCCACGUUUGCUCAUACUGGAGACAGGUCGCGCUCUCCAUACCCCAGCUCUGGACAUCCAUUCCAUUCCUUAACAAGAUCUACCUAAAUGAAUCGGUGUGGCUACCCCACACCAGCCUUGUCGAAGGGGACCCCGCGGAUGCGGCUUCCCUCGAGCCAUUAUGUUCCGUCCUCGCACACGCCAACCGAUGGAGCACCGCCAUGAUCCACGUCUGCCCCACGAUCUACGAGUCGCUACCCACCCUCGACUUUUCGCUCCUGCACGCCCUCAACCUACGCGUCGUCCUGCCCACCGGCCCCGACCGCAUACGUGAAGGCGACUACCGAGGCACGAACACCGUCUUCCAAACGACACCCAUGUUGAAGACACUCAUCUUAGACAGCAAGCCGAUGCUGCCCGAGCUGGACACUCUCUUGUACCCACUGACGACCUUCGUUGGCCUGCCUGUCACCGUCGCGUACCUCAUCGGAUGCCCCGAGCUCGUGAAAUGCGAGUUCCGGGGCCCAGCGGGGAUGCUGUCGACGGCUGACCCGCCCCACCCGUUUAUGCAUGCGGGGAUCAGGAGUUUCAGGCUGGUGAAUACGAACUGCAAGUUGCCGCUCGGCGAGGAGUAUACAACGACGUUCUUUCGCUGGAUCAAGAUGCCCAAACUUGAAGUGUUGGAGAUCGAGGGACCAGGGACGAUCGAGGCAACGACGGUGGUCAGGGAGCUCUGGGGCAUGACGCUUGCGAAGCCAUCCCUACUUCGCUCGUUCACAUUCCACGUGCGCGACGUGAAGAGGAUAGAGCUGCUUCGACUGCUCGAGGCGAUGCCGUUGCUGGAGGUUUUGGAUAUCUGGGAUAUGCCGUCGGCUUCCCUGAAACGACUUGUUCUGAGAGCCAGCCACGCGUCAGGUGGUGCUGAGCCGCCUCCGCCUCUCGUACCUUGCCUCCAUUCCCUGAUCAUCCGCGAUCCCUCUGGGGAGCAAUCAACUCCUGUCGACCGCGAUAUAACAAUAUUCCUCACCUACCGCCGCGCUCGUGGUUUGGCCAGAUACCAAAACAUCAUCGAAGGCUGGCAAGAGGUGGAACCAGGGAACCACACAAAGGGAUCGGAAUGUACAAGGCUGCUCGGGUGGGCGAACUACCUCGUCAAGAAUUUCCUAGGCUUCGAGUAUCAAUUCUGGAAUCCUAAUUGCUCGAUGAAGAAAUUCGAGUACACCGGCAAGGGACGCCGCUUUCCCGAAGACUCGUGGGAUGUCGAGAAGAUCGACAAAUUCCUCAGUGUCGUGGAAGGGCACGAAAUGAAAGAUGGACGGCUGCUCGAGAUGACCAGGUUGAACAGAAUCAUGGCCGCUAUCCGAGACCAGCGGAAAGGGUUCCCGCUGGGUGAUGAGAUAUUCUCCUUCCGCGCUCGUGCAGGAGAGCUGGUGAAGAAGUGGGCUCCGCUUGUCGAGGAAAGUGCGAAGGGGAGACGAUGGCAGAUAUCGGAGGACGGGAGGACGUUGAGGUUGGGAGAGGACUUGAAACCGAGGAAGAUUGAGGUCGAAGUUAGUGGAGAUGGCAGAUUGUAA
Molecule: messenger RNA, 2037 nt
Organism: Cyclocybe aegerita
Lineage: Eukaryota; Fungi; Basidiomycota; Agaricomycetes; Agaricales; Hemipholiotaceae
Source: the annotation of a GenBank genome assembly